Molecule: messenger RNA, 2114 nt
Organism: Phalaenopsis equestris
Lineage: Eukaryota; Viridiplantae; Streptophyta; Magnoliopsida; Asparagales; Orchidaceae
Product: inorganic phosphate transporter 1-6-like
Biological process (GO): transmembrane transport; phosphate ion transport
Cellular component (GO): membrane
Molecular function (GO): phosphate transmembrane transporter activity
Source: RefSeq, a predicted model, not a curated record
UGUAAAUUUCCCAUUUAAUUAUUUUUAGUAAAAAUUUAGUUAAAACUGCCUCCGUGGAAUAAUUUGCAGAAUAAUCCCCACUGUUGCUGCGGAAACAUCGUCCGUUCUCGAACAAAUCUACACCAACCAUUUUUUCCCAUCCUUCUGAAUCAAAAACAGAAUUUAAGAGGAGAAAAGCAUAGGUGUACGGCUGUUGGCAUUGCAGCGACAAAUUCUUAGGGUCUUUGUCUCACGAAUCAAUAGAAUAUUCCUUCAAUAGAUGCCCAAAUAUGCUCUGCGUUCCCACCAUUUAAGCGCUUCCCCUCCUCCUUCCCCUUCCGUUCAUACAGAGCUCUAAAGAUCUCAUCUUUGAUACAAUGGCCAAGGAACAACUUGAGGUCCUCACCGCCCUCGAUGUCGCCAAGACGCAAUGGUACCACUUCACAGCCAUCGUCAUUGCCGGAAUGGGAUUCUUCACCGACGCCUACGAUCUGUUCUGCAUCUCCCUUGUCACCAAACUCCUCGGCCGCAUAUAUUACCAUGUCGACGGCUCUCCCACCCCUGGCUCCCUCCCUCCCCAUGUCUCCGCUGCCGUCAACGGCGUCGCCUUCUGCGGCACCCUCAGUGGCCAACUCUUCUUCGGUUGGCUAGGAGACAAGCUGGGCCGCAAAAAGGUUUACGGCAUGACCCUCCUGCUCAUGGUUAUCUGCUCCGUGUGCUCCGGACUUUCCUUCGGCCACACCUCUAAAGGCGUCAUGGCUACCCUCUGCUUCUUCCGCUUUUGGCUCGGUUUUGGUAUCGGCGGCGACUACCCUCUUUCCGCAACCAUCAUGUCUGAAUACGCCAAUAAAAAAACCCGCGGAGCUUUCAUCGCCGCAGUGUUCGCCAUGCAGGGGUUCGGCAUUCUAGCCGGCGGUAUGGUCGCCAUUGCUGUUUCCGCCGCUUUUAAGAACCACUUCCCUGCCCCGACUUAUGCCGCUGACCCUAUCGCCUCCACCGUCCCGCAGGCUGAUUAUGUUUGGCGUAUUGUCGUCAUGGUCGGCGCUAUCCCCGCCGCGCUCACAUACUACUGGCGAAUGAAGAUGCCCGAGACCGCGCGCUACACCGCUCUUAUUGCUAAGAACGCCAAGCAGGCAGCUUCCGAUAUGUCCAAGGUCCUCCAGGUGGAGAUCAAGGAGGAGCAUGAUAAAGUCGAGCGCUUCAUUGGCAAAAAAGCAAACAGCUUCGGGCUGUUUUCGAAAGAGUUCGUUCGCCGCCAUGGUCUCCACCUCGUCGGCACGACGACCACAUGGUUCCUCCUUGACAUCGCUUUCUACAGCCAGAAUCUGUUCCAAAAAGACAUUUUUAGCGCUAUCGGGUGGAUCCCAAAAGGGGCAACCAUGAACGCGCUGGAGGAAGUCUUCCGCAUUGCGCGAGCGCAAACCCUCAUCGCCCUCUGCGGCACCGUUCCCGGUUACUGGUUCACCGUCGCAUUAAUCGAUGUUAUCGGGCGUUUCACCAUUCAAAUGCUUGGUUUUGCGAUGAUGACUCUGUUCAUGCUAGGCCUGGCCAAUUACUACACGUAUUGGACCACACCAGGCCAUCACAUUGGUUUCAUUAUAAUGUAUGGAUUCACGUUUUUCUUCGCUAAUUUUGGGCCGAACAGCACUACCUUUAUCGUGCCGGCGGAGAUUUUCCCAGCGAGGUUGAGAUCGACAUGUCACGGGAUCUCAGCGGCGACGGGCAAAUUGGGAGCGAUAAUUGGCUCUUUUGGUUUCCUUUAUCUUGCGCAGAAUCCUGAUCCAGCACGGGCUGAUCAUGGCUACCCUCCUGGUAUUGGUGUGAGAAACUCGCUCUUUCUACUUGCCGGCUGCAAUCUUGUGGGUCUGUUGUUCACCUUCCUGGUGCCGGAGUCCAAGGGAAAAUCGCUUGAGGAUAUGUCAGGCGAGAAUGAUGAGGUGGUUUGAGAAAAUCGGUCGAUCCGGUGAGUUUGUCGCUUCUUCGGUUCAAGCCACGUUAUGUAGACCAGUUGACUCAAAUUUUUGUGGGUGGAUUAAUACGGGUAGCAUGCCGGCAUUAAAAGUUCUAUAAGAUUGUUUUAUUUUUUUGUUUCGAUUUGCUACCUGUUUUUUCUUUCUUUUAUUUUCUUUUUGAGU